Molecule: messenger RNA, 638 nt
Organism: Paramecium sonneborni
Lineage: Eukaryota; Ciliophora; Oligohymenophorea; Peniculida; Parameciidae
Source: the annotation of a GenBank genome assembly
AUGUUUACAAAAAGUGUAAAACAAACAAGCCAUUUAUUAUCAUACAAAAAGAUCCUGUUAGUUAAAAAUUCUUUAUUGGAUAUGUUGAACAUAUGUUUUAAAUGUCUUUAAGACUUAAGUGUAGAAUAAUAAAAAAAAUUUUAAUUAUUUGCUUCUCAAGAGGAUAGUGGAUAUUCCACUUAAUUCAGGAAUUUUACGGCCUUUGUUGAAAUGGUUUAUGAUGUUGCCUAUUAUUGCCAAAAUUUAUAUUUAACUUCAUGUUUUGUAAUUUAAUGAAAGUUUUAAUAUUGAAGAAUAUAUUUAGAUAAUAUAAUUAUUUUGAUAUCAAUUUUUAGCAGCCUUAAGAUACACUCAUUUUCUAACAAAUGAAUGCAAAUUCUACUCAAAACUACUAAUAUUCAAUCUAUUUACCCAGAUCCUUCUGUUUUGCUUAGAUAGCUUUAUAAUUUAUCAGAAUUGAAAGAUAUAGAUGGAGUGAUACACCAUGUGAGAAUAUAAUUGAUAUAAAAAGUAAGAAGAUAAAAUUAUAUAUGAUGAAUAAUGUUGCAAUUGGAGGAGGCAUUCCAUUAUUUUUUUAACUCUUCGUUCUGGAGUAAAUGUUGCCACAUAUUUAUUAAAAGUGGUUUCAUCAAGAAUGA